Molecule: messenger RNA, 868 nt
Organism: Saprolegnia parasitica CBS 223.65
Lineage: Eukaryota; Oomycota; Saprolegniomycetes; Saprolegniales; Saprolegniaceae
Exons: 7
Coding region: 32-778 (248 amino acids)
Biological process (GO): GPI anchor biosynthetic process; protein O-linked glycosylation via mannose
Cellular component (GO): endoplasmic reticulum membrane
Molecular function (GO): dolichyl-phosphate beta-D-mannosyltransferase activity
Source: RefSeq, a predicted model, not a curated record
GUCAACAUGUUAUAACGCGUGGCACAGCAGCAUGGUGCAGAAGCGCAAUGUGGUCUCGAUCCUCUUGCCGACGUGGAACGAGCAAGAGACGCUGCCGCUCGUGGUCUGGCACAUCCACGAGGCCUGCACCGAGAGGCUUGUCGACUACGAGCUCGUGAUCGUGGAAGACAACAGCGACGACGGGUCGCUCCAGGUGGCGCAGAAGCUGCAGGGCAUCUACGGUAGCAGCCGGCUCGUUAUCGUGGCACGGAAAGGCCGCCUCGGGCUCUUCUCGGCGCUUGUCGAUGGGCUGCUCAAGGCCACGGGCGAUUAUAUCGUUGUGCUGCCGGCCAACUUCACACAGCACCCCAAGUACAUUCCUCACUUGGUUGCGCAGCAGGAAGCCACACAAGCUGAUAUUGUCGCAAGCUCGCGCUUUGGCGACGACCACAACGGAGUCUGUGGCUGGAGCUUUGGGCAGCGUCUGCAGUGCUGUGUGAAGACCGUUCUCGCGGAUCUUUUGUUCUCUCUGCGCCUGUCGGACCCCACGUCGAGCUAUCGGCUCUACAAGCGCCAAGUGUUUGCUCAGCUCGUGCAUGCUCUUGGCGAUACAAGGACAGCGGACUCUGCUUGCCAUCUUGGUCUCGCGUUCGCCGUGGCCGCGCAAUCGAUGCACUGUACGGUCGCUGAGGUACCUGUGACGGCCAUGCAGCCUGUGUACAGCGACAAGGACGACGUCGCCCUGGCGUCGGUCGGGCGCUUUGCCGUGCAUGCCAUCGGCCUCUACCUUCGGCAAUGAGGCUUCGUAACGGCUGGGGACAUUAACAAAGCACGAUCGUAUUUGGUUUGGUUUAUUUUAUAGCUAGUGAAUACAAUAUUCAAGAUGCAC